Messenger RNA from Strongylocentrotus purpuratus (purple sea urchin), 2689 nucleotides. Its product is annotated as hyalin. Lineage: Eukaryota; Metazoa; Echinodermata; Echinoidea; Camarodonta; Strongylocentrotidae. The transcript has 12 exons. Bases 674 to 2626 code for a protein of 650 amino acids. The record is from RefSeq and is a predicted model, not a curated record.
UGAUAUCACCAUUAAUACACUACACGAACUGCGAUUCUUCCAACAAUAGAAUCUUUCCUAUUCUGAAACCAGCAUUGUAAACAGGUAUAAUAUUUGCCGAGGAUCAUUUUUCUAUAGUUCACACUUUGGACGCAGACAACUCCAACGCAUGUUUAGCACCGAGCAAACAUCUUGGACUCUCUAUGUGCUCGUAGCUAAAGUCAUUCCCGCGUCAGAGUGCAUAGUCACAUUGGUGUUCUCCUCAAACUUGGCUUUAUUUAAGAACCUGAACUCCUUCUUGAUCCGCUUAUUCGCAAACGUAUUUACCGGGACUUUGUCUAACGCGCGCUGUACCGCCAGGCAACUGAACUUCCGCCACUCCCUUUGCCAAACUUAUGUGACUGAGGGACAGAUUAAACUGCUCGCAUUAAUACAUAUUUCCGCUUUAUGUACCAGGCGCCUAUUUCACUUGAUAUCAGAACUUAGCUUGUAACAAAACCGAUAUAUAAGUUUCACCAGACGGCAUUCUACAAGAAGGUGUAUGGCUGUAUUCUAAAAUACUUCAACCAGUGAAACAAGCUUUGGAUACACUGCGGAAUUUCUGCCCGAAAUAAAGGAGUACACCUAUUUAUCAAAGCCUGGAUUUUUAUAAUUGACUUGUGACUUUAUUUGCUGAUUUUUUUUCCUUAGAAUUAUGGAGCUGUGCAGUUACCAUUUAAGUACAACAAGGACGUAUGUUUGGAUUUGUGGGAUUUUCUUCAUUUUAAGUAAUGGAGCAAACGGCCAGGUUGUGACUUGCAAUUCCGUGGACUCGGAUAAAUCCAACGUCUUUGAAACCUACAACGUUGCCGUUUCUGGGAACGCAAGCUAUAACUUUACCUAUGAACCCGAAGAAUACGGUCCGACUAACAGGUUGCCAGUAGGCACUAAUGAGGUCACAGUGACGGCUUAUCCGACGUCAUCGCCAUCGACUGCGACAGGGAACUGUACAUUCAAUGUCACUGUUAGUUUGAGUGAGCUUCCCAUUGCUUGCCCUAUAACGAGCGACGUCGAGUCGACAGACCCCGGCGAAUCAACUUUCCAGCUCACGGUCAGCAACCUAGCUUUGAUCUCCGGCUUCGAUUACAUUCCCGUUACCUCGAGUUUCAUAGAAAGUGAAAUUUCGACGAACACGACCGGCGUCGUUAGCGACCGUUUCCCUAUCGGUGUCCAUGCUAUGAGCGUACGGUACUUCGAUAGUUACCUUGCUAAAGAGUGCAACUUUACCCUCACAGUCGUGGAUAUGGAGCCGCCAACGGUCACCUGCCCAGCCGGUAUCGUAACUACCACCACAAACGUCAUCACAUACACACCCAUGGGUAUUGCAGACAACGUUCCCGAUCCGAGUAUGCUGCAAGGGUCAAUCAGCUACAUUCCCGAUACCCUGUCACCCGGUUCCCGUUUCCCGUUCGGGAUUUCUACCGUGACCAUUUCGAUUACUGAUGGCGCGGGGAACCAGGGAAAUUGCAGCUUCGAUGUGAAUGUAUCAAUACAAGAUCUUCCAAUCGUCUGCCCAAUGACACCCGUGGAUUUAACCGUCGGGACAGAUUCUGGUGAACCUUUCUACACUUACCAAGACCCACAAUUCAUCGUCACGUAUCUACCUGAGUCUACGACGUAUGAUCCCUAUGGAAGUAUCACGAUGAUGAGAACUUACGGGGGUAGCUCUAGCAGUCCUGAACUAGCCAUCUCACCAUCAGCACACACUGUCAACGUUAUUAUAUCAGAUGGGACACUCUCAAAGUCAUGUACAGAAGCAAGGGUAACUGUAGAAGAUCGGGAGCCCCCUGUAAUCGUCUGUCCAGAUGACAUUUACCAGGAUCACACCUCAGUGGAUUCCACAUUCCAGCUCAAAAGCAGUUCUGAUAACUCUGGCGAACCCGUAGUAGAUUUUUCACUCCAACCCUUCAUAAGGGAUAUGUCUUAUCCUAUAGGAACGACAACGUACACUUUCACUUCCUUUGACAGUGCUGGAAACAAUGCGUCGUGUUCGUUCAACGUUACAAUUGAAAUAGCUCCACAGACACCUACUCCACAAGACAAUAUCACUCCCGUCACGUCCAUGACAUCCACUCCAGCCAUAUCCGUCACUCAAAGUGAAACGACGACGUCAUCAUCGACAACCUCACAGACUCUGGGUUCCGAGCCAACCAAUGCGAUGGAGUCAACAGCUGAGUCUACCAAUGCGAUCAAGUUAACAACAGCAGGUGCCCUAACGAUGCCCAACAAUUUACCUAUCAUCAUCGGGUGUUCGGUAGCCGGUGUCGUUCUCCUGAUCAUCAUCGUCAUCCUUGCUGUCAUCUGCAGCAAUCCAGGCAGACGAAGUAUCUUUGGGAUCGGGGCCAAGGAACCCAGUAAGAUAAGACAAGUCGGAGCAAGCAGACAUGGGGUCGCUACCGACCCUGUGCUGCUGGCCGAUCGCCUUGAGCGGACCAGAAGCAACAUCUACGCCACCAACGACUUCGACGUCGAGAUGGAAGAGACCCCAGAAAUGACAGAGACCAAUGGAGCAGCUGGUGGAUUGAGAGAAAUGACCGAAACGAACGGAAUGGACUAUAACGACCUCUACGGCACGACAGACGAGUUGGCGGGGAAGUCAGUCUUAUGAAAUCUGGACGUCGAACACGAUAUCGAACCCCUCAUCGUCAAUUUAAUGAACACUUUUCGAACC